Messenger RNA from Gastrolobium bilobum, 5879 nucleotides. RefSeq names its product DNA glycosylase/AP lyase ROS1-like. The transcript is spliced from 20 exons. Lineage: Eukaryota; Viridiplantae; Streptophyta; Magnoliopsida; Fabales; Fabaceae. The coding region runs from base 129 to 5738 and encodes 1869 amino acids. Gene Ontology annotation, molecular function: DNA N-glycosylase activity; 4 iron, 4 sulfur cluster binding; DNA demethylase activity. Gene Ontology annotation, biological process: base-excision repair. The record is from RefSeq and is a predicted model, not a curated record.
ACACAUUUAUCAUAUAUUCUCCAUUUUAUCCUUUAAUACUUUCCCCUAUAAAUUCAACAGACACCAAAAAGUAUAAGUGAAAGAAAUAUAAGAUAUUAAUAUCGUUUCUAACUCGCAGGAUUUCAAUAAUGAACUUCGGAGAACGGCUUCUGGGUCAAGAUGAGAAACAAUUUCAAAUGAGCAAUGCAUGGGUACCCAUCACCCCUGAGAAGCUCAUUCUAAGAAGAUCUAUGCCAAUAUCAGACUGGCCAGUGGACCAAAACAGAAGAGCAAAUUAUCAAGAAUUUCCUGUCCCUGGAAGUGAUUACAUGGAAGAGAUGCUGCUGCAUCAUAAUGGACCAGAUCAGAAUCUCCAUCUGGUAGGACAAAUAGAUCAAAUUGGACUGCACAAUAAUUUUGAUGGCAACUCAACCAAUAGAAAGAGAGUUCUCAAUCAGAUAGCAGGCUCCUACGCUCAGGCGCGGUGCUAUGAGAGCAGUGGAAUAAACAGUAAUACUUUGGAACUACUGCUCAAGAAGAAUGCAACUAAUAUAGCUUCUGCUAACAGGAAUUUCGAUUCGAGCAUUAACAGGGCAGCUAGAAAUCCACUGCUACCAAAUUUUUAUCCUCAGGCGAGCACUGAUGUGAGGGAAUCCUAUGCAGGUGUACAAAGAUCCAAUAUCCAUUCACCCUCAGACAUUGUGUACAAAGAUGCAAAUAGACUUCUGAUUCCAGAUAGGAAUUCUGAAUUUAUUGGCAGCAACUCAGACAGCUUGCUCAACAAUGACAUUCACUGCUCAGUCUCAAACCAACCAAAGAGCAUCUUCUCUGAGAUACCCCACGGUAACUUCUGCAAUUCCAAUCCAGAGAGAAAUCUUUGUGGGUACAGUGCCUUUCUAAUGUCAUUCUAUAACAAGAAGACAUUUGAUGUUCAUAGCACUGGUGAUUCUUACCCGAAGUAUAAUAUUAACUAUGUUCCAAUAACAGAAGCUGAUGCUACUGCUAGUUUCACCAACUCCCUCCAAUCAAUACCAAAAACAAUGGAUCAGCUCAAGUUUGUGGACAGCCAGUUUUGUAAUAUACCGGAUUACACAAUAGCUGAAAGCACAAGUCAGGAGAAAGACAAACAAGAAGACUUGGUUUCAUCCAAAGAGAAUGAAAUUCAAGAAUUUUGCGAUGGCCUUCUACAGCAAAUUGUAGACUCAUCAUCUGCAGCAAUUUCAACAAAAUAUGGGUAUCAAAAGGGUUCUGACAGCAACAUCUGUGACAAGGGAAGUGACCUGGGUUUUGACCUGAACAAGACACCUGAGCAGAAAGCACCCAAACGAAGAAAGCAUAGGCCAAAGGUAAUUGUAGAGGCCAAGCCCAAAAGAAAAUCAAACCCUGCAACUCAAAAGACAAAGAAUAAAGACAAUCCUCACAAAAAGAAGAAUGUCGGACAUACUGCAGCAACAACACAUGUUGAUGUCACGAAAGAAACUUUUGAUUCUACUGUUGCAAAUAGAAAAUCCUGCAGGAAAGCUCUAAAUUUUGGCUCAGAAAAGAGCGGAUAUGAAAGCCAGAGCAGAAUAGUUUGUCAGCAGGAGAUCCACCAUAAAAAUGAGGAGGCCAAUAAUAUCAUUUCAGACUACAAGGCCACAGAGAUGCUCGGUGGAGCAGCUAUAAAGUAUAGUUCAAACUCAGCUUUGCUGAUCAGCCAGCAGGAUGAAUAUACAGUAGAAAACCAACAACCCGGAAACACAGAUGAUGUUACCCUUUUAUUGAAUCAAAAGCUAACUAAUACUUUCUCAUCAGAAAAGAAUCCAAGCAUAGCCUUGUCAGCAACUAAAGAAGAACAGCAGAUAGCAAAAUCUCCAGUCACUGAUAAAAGACAGGGAAAUUCUGAUUUGUUCCAGAGAGAAAAAAAUGGAUGCAUGCCGCAAUAUAUUCAUGCAAAAGAAAAUGGCAACAUUCUCUUUCCAUCAGCAACAUGUUUCGGAAACUCUCAGAAGACCCAAGAACUGAUUUUUCAGGAUACCCUUCAGUUGGUGCCAAACAUUAUCUCCAAUUCCAUUGAAGGAAAGGGUUCCAAGAGAAAAUAUUCCAACAGCACCGAGAACCAACAUGACUCAGCCACAAUUCCACUUGAUACUUCCUUGUGCCAAGAGAUUUUACAAGCAGACGAAAAUUCUAACAGUGCAGCUCUUGCCAAAGGUUUCGUAGAAAAUCAGAAGAGGAAAAAAACUCAAAAUACACUCCAUGCAAAGGUCUAUGGAAGGUCUUCCAACAAAAUAAUGGGUAAAGAUGAUUCACAGAAAGUGAGAAUUAAAGACAAAAAUGGAUAUCAAUCACAUUAUAAUAGAGAAAUGCCCAACUUCUGUAUGGAAAAAAACAGAUUUGUAGAGCAGGAAAACAAUGGAGUCAGCACUGGUGAUUGCUUUACUAUCUCAGGAGAACCACACCAGAUAUAUUCCACUCUGAUAGAUGACAUAAUUUAUGGACUGAACGGUCUCAACCUCAAGGAGACCAACAUAUCAGAGAUGGAAGGACAAAAGGCACUUGUCCCAUAUGCGGGAGAUGGUUCGAUUGUUCCCUACCAGGAAUUUGAAUUUGCAAAGAAACAUAAACUAAGACCUAGAGUGGACCUUGACCCGGAAACAGAGAGAACCUGGAAACUGUUGAUGGGCAAGGAAGGAAGCGAAGGCCUUGAAGGAACUGACAAGGAAAAGGAGAAGUGGUGGGAAGAGGAAAGAAAUGUUUUUCGUGGACGAGCUGAUUCCUUCAUUGCACGGAUGCAUCUUGUUCAAGGAGAUAGACGCUUUUCAAAGUGGAAAGGAUCCGUGGUUGACUCAGUCAUAGGUGUUUUCCUCACUCAGAAUGUUUCAGACCAUCUUUCAAGCUCUGCAUUUAUGUCUCUAUCCGCAAGGUUUCCCAAGUCAAAAAGCAGCAAGAGAUCAUUCGAUGUUGUUGUCACAAAAGCAUUAGUUGAAGAACCAGAACUAAGCAUAGUAAAUCCAGCUGACACAAUAAUAUCAUAUGGAAGAGGUACAUUAAAUCAACCAACCUACCUUCUUGGCUUUGUGACACCCCAUCAUACAGGAGAGCUUAGGAGAGACAGUGAAAUGAUAGAAGGGAGCCUAAUAAAGCCAAAUAAUCAGAUCAUAGAAGAAGAAUUGUUAUCAUCACAAGAUUCUCUUAUUUCCUCAAUUACUCAAGGUACCAGAAUUGGAUCCUCCUCAGGAUCCAAUUCGGAAUCAGAAGGACUAAACAGUGGGUGUGACACCAGCAAGACUCAGUUUUCAAGUUCAAGAAAUCAUUUACAGGUAGGAAAGACCACAAUGUUCCAGGAAUUUUACAAUAGUGUAAACGGAGUGUCACUAUUUGAGGAGAGAACCAAAGAUGGAAAGCAGCAACAAGCAGAACAUGUAAAUCAAAGUUCUGCAGUAGGCAGAAACAACAGUCACAAUUUCCACUCAGCAUUUAAUCAUUCCAGCAACUUUGAGUAUCCAGAAAAGCAAGUGCCUUUUUUUCCUUCAACUGACUAUGAGUUACAUUACUUAGAAUCACAAGGGCUAAAGACUUUUCAAAUGAAUUGCGACGAGUUUUCUUGGCCUGAAACUGUUGCUGUAUGCAGUAAAUCCCAAAACACCAAUUAUGGGAGAUUUGGCAUCAGGGAAGUUGGAGAUAGUUCAGAUAAACCCAUAGAGAUGCAGUAUGGAAAUGGAACACUAGGGUAUCCACAGUUACCAACAAUGUACCCUAAAGGACCAUUAAGCAACCAUUCAGUCCUUCUACAAGAUACUUCUCAAUCUAGAUCUCAUACAAAUUAUAAUCAGCCUUCACCUAACCAUCAUCUUGUAGGUCAGAAAACCUUACAACUAGAAGGCAGGCCAUAUACAGAAUCAUUAAAUACUUCUUACAUAUUAGGCAGGGGGCAAGAUGAUGUAGUGAAGAAUUGCUGCAAUACUCCAAAGCAUGGAGAAGAAGCAUUUAACAGUGAAAAUAUUAUAUCCGCACCAAACAGACAAGUAUGCUCAGAUAAUAGUAGGGCUGAACCAAAGCCACAGAAGCAAGUUUAUUCUCCAGGCCCUACAGAUAAAGAGAGCAAAUUCAAGGUUUCUAAAGCAAGGAAAGCGAAACCUAAGACUGAGAAAAAGCAUGCAGAUGACUGGGACAAACUAAGAAAGGAGGUAGAAGCAAAUGGGACAAUGAAAGAAAGAAGUGAAGACACAAUGGAUUCACUUGACUAUGAAGCACUAAGAUGUGCCUCUGUUAAAGAGAUUUCUGACACUAUUAAAGAAAGAGGGAUGAACAACAUGCUAGCAGAACGAAUCAAGGACUUCCUGAACAGAUUGGUUAAAGAGCAUGGAAACAUUGAUCUUGAAUGGUUAAGAUAUGUUCCCCCCGAUAAAGCAAAGGAAUAUCUGCUGAGCAUUCGAGGAUUGGGGUUAAAAAGUGUGGAAUGUGUACGGCUUUUGACACUUCAUCAUCUGGCUUUUCCGGUUGACACUAAUGUUGGAAGAAUAGCCGUUAGACUAGGAUGGGUCCCUCUCCAACCACUUCCUGAAGCACUUCAGAUACACCUCCUUGAACAGUAUCCAGUGCUGGAGUCAAUUCAGAAGUAUCUCUGGCCCAGAUUGUGCAAGCUCGAUCAAAGAACCUUGUAUGAGCUACACUACCAGAUGAUUACGUUUGGAAAGGUUUUCUGCACAAAGAAACAACCAAAUUGCAAUGCAUGCCCAAUGCGAGCAGAGUGCAGACAUUUUGCAAGUGCUUUUGCAAGUGCACGGCUUGCCUUGCCUGGGCCAGAAGAGAAACGCAUCGUGAGCAUGCAUGUUCCCAUUGCAGCUGAGGAAAACCCUUCUGUCAACAUCAACCCCAUGAUCCUACCUUUUCUUGAGAACAAAUUGAUCAAAGAAGCAAGUCCUGAAAGUGGGCAGUGUGAGCCAAUCAUUGAAGAACCAGCAACACCAGAACAACAGUUGACAGAGGCGAUAGAAAGCGACAUUGAGGACUUCUUUGGGGAGGAUCCUGACGAAAUUCCACUUAUUGAGUUCAGUGUCGAAGAACUUGCAAUGAAUGUACAGAACUAUGUGCAAGUAUACAAGGAGCACCAUGAAGGUGACAUGUCCAAGGCACUUGUUACCUUGACUCCACAGUCUGCUUCUAUCCCUACACCGAAACUGAAGAAUAUGAGUCGGCUAAGAACAGAACAUCAUGUAUAUGAACUCCCAGAUUCACACCCUCUCUUGGAAAAGAUGGAUAAACGGGAACCUGAUGACCCAAGCCCAUAUCUUCUUGCAAUAUGGACACCAGGUGAGACUGCAAAUUCCAUUGAACCACCAGAAAGAAGGUGUCGAUCUCGAGAUUCAACCAACCUGUGCAAUGACAAGACAUGCUUUUCAUGCAACAGCAUUAGAGAAGCUAAUUUACAAACAGUCAGAGGAACACUUCUGAUACCUUGUCGUACAGCAACUAGGGGAAGCUUUCCACUGAAUGGGACUUACUUUCAAGUUAACGAGCUAUUUGCGGAUCAUGCAUCCAGCAUUCAACCCAUUGAUAUCCCUAGGGCAUGGAUAUGGAAUUUGCCAAGGAGGACAGUAUACUUUGGGACCUCUGUAUCGUCAAUUUUCAAAGGCCUCUCAACCCAAGAAAUUCAGCAUUGCUUUUGGAGAGGAUUUGUUUGUGUCAGGGGAUUUGAUCAACAAACACAUGCACCUCGUCCUCUUUUGGCCAGAUUGCAUUGUCCAAGAAGUAAGUUAGCAAAGACAAAAAAAUGAAAACAAGUAUGAUGGGACAUGUGUCGAAGAAAUUUACCAGAAAAAGCUAAUAUUGAAGAUCCAACUGUUCAAGACCAGAGGGGAUUGCUGCCUGAGUGACAGGAGUUCAUUGAUUAGCAUACCUUCACACCUUCAAUUCUU